Molecule: messenger RNA, 2583 nt
Organism: Microdochium trichocladiopsis
Lineage: Eukaryota; Fungi; Ascomycota; Sordariomycetes; Xylariales; Microdochiaceae
Product: eukaryotic translation initiation factor 3 subunit 8 N-terminus-domain-containing protein
Exons: 2
Coding region: 1-2583 (860 amino acids)
Biological process (GO): translational initiation
Cellular component (GO): eukaryotic translation initiation factor 3 complex
Molecular function (GO): translation initiation factor activity; translation initiation factor binding; RNA binding
Source: RefSeq, a predicted model, not a curated record
AUGUCUCGGUUCUUCCGCCAGGGCGACGACAGCUCCACCGAGGAGAGCUCCUCUGAGGAGGAGUACAUCUCCGAGGAGGAGGCGGAGGAGGAGUCCGAACAGGAAGAGUCUGAGGAGGCGAGCGACGAGGACGACUCUGACGACUCCGACAGCGACGCCGAGGGCGGCAAGAAGACGGGCGCCUCCCGUUUCCUGAGGGACGACAAUGACUCCGACAGCGACGAGUCCGACGAGGAGGGCAACAAGGUCCUCAAGAGUGCCGCGGACAAGCAGAUUGCCGAGCUCGAGUCCACGAUCGAUGCCAUCGAGAAGCGCCAAAAGAUUAGCGAUUGGGCUGCCGUCUCAACAGAAUUCGACAAGCUCAACCGCCAGGCCGCCAAGAUGACUGUCGCUGGUCGCGGUCCCAAGGUUUACAUCAAGGCUCUCGUCGAGCUCGAGGCUGCCAUGAACGAGACCAUCGCGAAGCAGAAGGUUACCCCCAAGAAGAUGAACGCCACCUCUGCUCGUGGUCUCAACGCCGUCAAGCAAAAGAUCAAGAAGCUCCUCAAGGACUACCAGGCCCAGGUCGACGAGUUCCGCGCCGACCCUACCGAGUUCCUGUUCUCCGACGAUGAGGAGGAGGAGGUCGCGCCUGUCAAGGCGCCCAAGACGGAGAUCUACAUUGACAGAGAGGCUGCCCAAGACACCGAUGGCUUCGAGACGGUCAGCAAGGGCGGCAAGACCAUGCAGUUUACCCCCGAGAGCAUCUUCAAGCACCUCCGCGCCAUCUUGGAGUCGCGUGGCAAGAAGAACACCGACCGGCUGGAGCAGAUCAAGAUCAUGCAGAAGCUGCUUGGCGUGGCUGUCACACCGUAUCAGCGCAUCCGGGUCCUCCUCACCAUCAUCUCGGCUCGCUUUGAUCUGAGCAUCAGCGGCACAAAUAUGCCUAUUGAGCACUGGAAGGCUGCUGAGAAGGAGCUGUCCGACCUCUUCGAGACUCUUGAGAAGAACCGCGACCACAUUGUCAUCGAGGGUGCCGAGGAGUGGGAGGACGACGAGAAGGCCCCCACCAUCCCCGCCGGCGAGAAGUACCUCAAGGUUCCUGGCAGUGUUGUCUCGUACGUCGAGCGCCUCGACGAUGAGCUCACCCGCUCUCUGCAGAGCAUCGACCCUCACACAUCCGAGUACAUUGACCGCCUGACGGACGAGGCCGCGCUGUACAACGUCAUCCUCCGCGGGCUUCUGUACUACGAGAAUCUCCUGCGGGACAAGUCUCUCGAGAUCCCCCAGGACAGUCUUAACCGGAUCGUCAUGCGUCGUCUCGAGCACGUCUACUUCAAGCCCUCCCAGGUCGUCAAGAUCCUCGAGGAGAACGCGUGGAAGCCCGUCCCGGCCGACAUCGAUUCUGACAUCACCCCUCGCAGCGAGUCGUCGGAUGCCGGCAACCUCGUCUUCACCCUCUGCAAGUACCUGUUUGAGAAGAGCGAGGGCAUCAUCCGCGCUCGUGCCAUGCUGUGCCAGAUCUACUUCCUGGCUCUGCAUGACGAGUACUACCGGGCCCGCGAUAUGAUGCUCAUGUCCCAUUUGCAAGAGUCCAUCAACACAUUCGACGUCCUGUCUCAGAUCCUGUAUAACAGGACCCUCGUCCAGAUUGGUCUCUGCGCCUUCCGCAAGGGCCUCGUCUACGAUGCCCAGAACACCCUGCAGGAGAUCUGCGGCAGUGGCAGGCAGAAGGAGCUGCUGGCUCAGGGUGUCAUGAUGCAGCGCUACAGCCAGGUGUCGCCCGAGCAGGAGAGACUGGAGAAGCAGAGACAACUGCCGUUCCACAUGCACAUCAACCUCGAGCUGCUCGAGUGUGUCUACCUGACAUGCAGCAUGCUUCUCGAAAUCCCCCUUCUCGCCCAGACUGGCUCCUCGCCGGACGUCAAGAAGCGGGUCAUCAGCAAGACCUACCGCCGCAUGCUCGAGUACCACGAGCGCCAGAUCUUUACCGGCCCCCCCGAGAACACGCGCGACCACGUCAUGCAGGCCUCGCGGGCUCUGGCCGCCGGCGAGUGGAAGAAGGCCACCAACUUUAUCCACAGCAUCAAGAUCUGGGACCUCCUGCCGAGUGCCGAGGAGAUCAAGACCAUGCUGUCCAAGCAGAUCCAGGAAGAGGGUCUGCGGACGUACCUUUUCACAUAUGCUCCGUUCUACGAUACCCUUGCUGUUUCCACGCUGUCGGCCAUGUUCGAGCUUGAGGACCGCAAGGUCGCGGCCGUUGUCAGCAAGAUGAUUAGCCACGAGGAGCUCGCGGCUGCCCUGGACCAGGUCACGGCCAUCGUCAUCUUCCGCAAGGGCGUCGAGCUCUCGCGCCUGCAGAGCCUGGCGCUCACCCUUUCCGACAAGGCUGCUGCCCUCAUCGAGACGAACGAGCGGACACUGGAGCAACGGACACAAGGCACAGCGAACGCGUUUGACCGGAGAGGACAGAACCAGCGGGGUCGCGGUGGCGGCGGCCGUGGUGGAGGCCGCGGCGGCGCGCGGACAGGCGGCACUGGCCCGAGACAAGCCGGUGGCACGCAGUUCACCGGCGGUGCGCUGGGUGCUGCGGUACGGGGUUAG